AUGGCGUCAAUCAUAUCUGGAUUCCUUGCCGAAAUAACCAUGCAGAGGCUAGAAUCAAUGGUCCUUCUAUCGAUUGACCCUAUGUUAUGGGUACGCUAUGUAUACGACACAUUUGUUGUCGUUAAAGAGGGCCAUUUUGAAGCGCUCCACAAGACAAUCACCUCAAUCAUUCCAGGCAUUCAGAUCCCGCUGGAGAAGGAUGUUAAACACAAACUCCCAUUUCUGGAUGUUCUCGUGCGGCCAAAUGCUGACGGAACAUUACAAACGUCCAUUUACCGCCAAGACACGUAUGCGGCAGUUAUUCCUAACUAUGCGAGCAACAACCCCUUCUCCCACAAAAUGAUUGCCAUCAACAGUCUGCUACGCCGAGCGAAGACACUGCUCUGA
Molecule: messenger RNA, 387 nt
Organism: Dibothriocephalus latus
Lineage: Eukaryota; Metazoa; Platyhelminthes; Cestoda; Diphyllobothriidea; Diphyllobothriidae
Source: the annotation of a GenBank genome assembly